This is a messenger RNA of Drosophila ananassae, 1764 nucleotides long. RefSeq names its product juvenile hormone esterase. The coding region runs from base 46 to 1698 and encodes 550 amino acids. NCBI's taxonomy places the organism in Eukaryota, Metazoa, Arthropoda, Insecta, Diptera, Drosophilidae. The transcript has 4 exons. The record is from RefSeq and is a predicted model, not a curated record.
GUUCCCACAAAAUCUUAUACGAUUCAGUUAAAUGAAGGCGGUGAAAUGAUCAAGUGGUAUUUAAAUACAUGGCUGGUUCUGAUAGCCAGCUCAUCGGUCUUCUCCAUAGAAGUGGACACCGAUCUGGGACGCGUGCGAGGUACUAAUCUGACUUCAAGAUUGGGAUUACCCUUCCAUGCCUUUCGAGGCAUUCGGUAUGCAAAGCCGCCUCUGGGGAAGCUACGCUUCCUAAAUCCCCAACCUGUAGAGGCCUGGAGUCCAGAGACCUUCGACGCCUCCGAAGAUGGACCUAUGUGUCCGCAACCCUGGGACAAUAUGACCGAUGUGUCCGAGGACUGCCUGCGUCUCAAUGUCUACACCAAGGACUUAAAGGCACGUCGACCAGUCAUUGUUUUUCUGCAUCCUGGAGGAUUCUACGUGUUUUCAGGGCAAAGCAAAUAUCUGGCUGGACCAGAGCAUUUUAUGGACCGCGAUUGCGUUUUGGUUUCAAUAAACUACCGUCUAGGUAGCAUGGGAUUUCUGGCCACCGGAACUAAGGAAGCUCCUGGAAAUGCAGGACUUAAGGAUCAAGUUCAAGCUCUUCGUUGGAUACAACAGCACAUCCAUCGCUUUGGCGGCGAUCCAGAAAAGGUGACCCUCCUUGGAUACAGUGCGGGAAGUCUUAGCAUUGGAUUGCAUAUGCUGUCGCCUAUGUCGCGUGGUCUUUUCCAUCGCGGAAUCUGCAUGAGUGCCUCACCUUAUGGCCCUCCCAAAUACUACACCAAUGACCUCCAGUUGGCAAAACGACAGGCCAGACUCUUGGAAUGUCCACAGGAACCAAUCAAGGAAAUGGUAAAGUGUAUGCGACAGAAACCCGCUCUGGAUUAUGUGAGCACCUACAAUGGAAUGUUCGAGUUUGGCUGGAGUCCCGUUCUAAACUGGAGAAUUGUAGUUGAAGAGGACUUUGGCCAGGAGCGGUAUCUUAUUGAGGAUCCAUUUAAAACUGCGCGACGCGGCGACUUCUAUAAGGUUCCACUUAUUACAGGGAUUACUGAGUUUGAAUUUCUAUCUGGAGCGUUCUUUGAUCUACGCAAUGAAAGCAUUAUAAGCAACUAUAACAAGGACUGGGAACACUAUGCUUCAAUCUCGCUGCUUCUGGAACGGGACACAAACCAUUCGCGAUAUGCCACACGCGUUUUUAGGAAGAAAUAUAUGCCUGAGAGCCUAGACAAGCUGGAGUAUCCAAAGUCCCUGAAGGGCUUCGGCGAGCUAGUGAGCGAUGCCCUAAUAAAUGUAGCAACCGAUCGCUUUAUGCGGUUAAUGGCCCCUCAUACUCCCAUAUAUACGUACUACUUCCGCUACAAGGGCAGGUAUAGUUUUCUUAAAAACCCUGAUAACCAACAAGCCAUGGGUCCUGUUCAUCAUGACGAACUCUUGUAUCUAUUCCACGUGGGACUCAUAAGUCCUCUCUUUAAGCCGGAUGAUCCUGAGAGUUUUAUGAUUGAACGAAUGACGCGAAUGUGGUUUGCAUUUGCUGAAAAGGGGAACCCUCACAACUCAAGCGAUGAAUAUCUAAAGGAUUUAAACUGGCCUCUGUACGAUUCCAAGGAUAAGGCAUACUUGGAAAUCGGCGACAAACUAUCACCAAAGACUGGUGGUUUUCAUGAGGAACGAUUCCGCAUUUGGGAUGAAUUGUUUCCUCUGUCUAACUAUUAUUGAAAGCCAAUUUUGUAAAAGUCAAAAAGGAAUCAAAUAAAUAAAGAUAAAUUCAGCAGACCUCUUAAA